Messenger RNA from Acanthosepion pharaonis, 2229 nucleotides. The record is from the annotation of a GenBank genome assembly. Lineage: Eukaryota; Metazoa; Mollusca; Cephalopoda; Sepiida; Sepiidae.
AUGAUGGUAGCUGCAGAACUGAUGGAUCUUAAGAAGCAAUACAAAGAUGGCUACUACCGGGACUUCAAUAUUGAUGACUAUGAAAGUUUUCAGGGAUCAGAUGAUAUGGAUACUUUCUUCACCAUGACAGAAAAGCUGAAAAUUAUUAACUAUAUUUUGGGUACAAUCAGAGCCCUCCCUGAUGACAGCUGCAUACCUGGGUAUUCUAAUGCCACUUUAUACCAUGGAAAGAGUAUCUUGCGUAAAUACCAAAGUUCCGGAAUUGUUGAAGAAGUUUUUCCUUUACAUGAAGAUGAAAAAUUAAAACGUCUUGCUACCGACUGGUGGAAGUCUCCUUUUGGACAACAACCACUCAACCAGAUUCGAGAUUAUUUUGGAGAAAAGAUUGCUCUCUACUUCGCCUUCCUUGGGGUCUACACAGUGUCUUUGAUUCCUCCAGCCUUCAUAGGCAUCAUCUAUUUCAUCACGAGUUGGAAAAAUAUUUACCGUGAAGCUAUAUUUGCUGUUUUCAAUCUGGUCUGGACAACCAUCUUCCUUGAAUGCUGGAAACGCUACUGCUCAGAACUCUCAUUUCGAUGGGGGACAAUCAACAUGGUUAAAGAAUUUGAAGAGCCUCGUCCAAGUUAUCAUGGUAGACUGGGAAUAAAUUCUGUCACAGGACGGAAAGAACCUAUCUAUCCAAAAUGGAAGCAACGUAUUCGAUUCUAUGGCAUCACAGUACCAGUUAUUUGUUUCUGUCUGGUGAUUGCUUUUGAAGCCAUGUUAUUAUAUUUUCAAAUGCAAGAAUGGGCAAAUGCACUCUAUGAAAAGGAUCCAUCCUAUCUAAACUACGCCAACAUGAUGGCCUUCCCAAGUGUAUUAUAUGCAGUUGCUGUAUGUGUUAUGAAUAUUAUUUAUAACAAACUUAUUCGAAAACUAAACAACAUGGAGAAUCACCGAUUGCAGUCUUCAUAUGAUAAUCAUCUGAUCGUUAAAAUGGUUUUGUUCAACUUUGUCAACUGCUUCAUGUCUCUUUUCUACAAUGCCUUUUACCUUCAAGACAUGGCUUUGUUACGUAGUGAUUUAGUAGCUUUACUCAUUACACAACAAGUUGUUGACCAGCUUCAGGAAACAGUGGUACCGUUUUUGUUACAUCGCAACCGUGCCAAGAAAGUAGCCAAAAUGAUUGUAGCCUAUUCCAAAGAGCAAAGAGUUGACGACACUCCAGAAACCGAUGUCUCCAUUGAACUUCGAAAGAAAGCCAAUAUUGAAAUGAUCAUGGAUCCAUGUGUGACUCUUGAUGAUCAUCUAGAGAUGUUUCUUCAGUUUGGUUACAUCUAUCUUUUCUCUUCAGUCUACCCAUUGGCUGCCUUCUGGGCUCUUGUCAAUAAUAUAUUUGAAAUACGAACAGAUGCCUUCAAAAUGUGCAAUGUCUUCAUGCGGCCUUUUCCCAGAUCUGCUUCGAGCAUAGGUGCAUGGCAGGCAAUGUUUGAGUUAAUGGACUUCGUUGCUGUCAUCACAAAUUGUGCUUUGAUUGGGAUGAACCCCGAAGUGCAGAAACUCUUACCAGGACAUCAAACACCUGUUCAACUUGUCCUUAUUGUAGUGGUCUUAGAGCAUUUUAUUUUAGCUCUGAAAGCCUUAAUUGCUUUCAUGAUCCCAGAUGCUCCAAAGUGGGUCCAGCUUGAAGUGGCCAAAUCACAAACUCGAUUAUUAGAAAAGUCCACAUGUGCAAGUUCAAUAGGAAAUUCACAAUUAGUCCCCAUUUCCUCUUUGUUUCUUUUUCUAACUUCUUUCUUUUCCUUUCUCUCUCUCUCUUCCUACAUCACUCCCCCAUUUUUCUACUUCCUUUCUCUUCUUCCCUCAAUCUCACCUUUUCUCCUUAUCUUUCUUUUCUCUCUUUCUCUCUCUCUCAACAUUAAUUUUGUAUUUUUAUUUCUCAUACUUAUCUAUCUUUUACAUUUGAUUCUUCUUCCUGUCAUUCAUUUUCCCUCUUUCAUUCAUUUUCCCUCUUUCAUUCAUUCCCCCCUCCUUGUUUUCUUCUUCCCUCCUUGUUUUCUUCUCCCCUCCUUGCAUUCUUCUCUCUUUUUUCUUCCCCUUUCACUCUUCUCUCUCCUUUUCAUCUCCUCUCCUCAAUCCUCUCUCUUUCUUCUUUCUCUCUCUUCUUCCAAAAAUUCUUUUUUUUUUUUAAUAUUUCUAUUUCACCCUAAUUUCCUCAAUCCACUCAGUAACAAAACUUUAUCCUUCUGA